Peromyscus eremicus (cactus mouse) is the source of this 2352-nucleotide messenger RNA. It is a transcript of the gene Egfl8, whose product is annotated as EGF like domain multiple 8. The transcript has 9 exons. Gene Ontology annotation, biological process: anatomical structure development. Gene Ontology annotation, cellular component: cell surface; extracellular region. Gene Ontology annotation, molecular function: signaling receptor binding; calcium ion binding. The record is from RefSeq and is a predicted model, not a curated record. The coding region runs from base 231 to 1193 and encodes 320 amino acids. Lineage: Eukaryota; Metazoa; Chordata; Mammalia; Rodentia; Cricetidae.
GUGCAGGUCCUUCUAAGCAGCCCUUGGCUGGAGAGAGGGUGAGGAAGACAGGACCAGCCCGAGACUGGGAGUCUUGUGGGAGGGGGCAGGAGAGGGAGGCUGCUGUCUGGGCCCGCCCCUUUGCCUCUUGCCAGCUGCAGAGGCCCACUCCAGUCUGAGCAGCUGCUGCUGGGGUCUCUGCGCCGCUGUCUCCCUGGACGGGAAAACAGCCCACAGAGUCUGGGAGAACCAUGGCGCUCAGGGCCGAGCUGUGCGCUUUCCUAACUGGACUGUCAUUCCUCCUGUUCCUGAGGUCAGGCCAGGGGGUCAGAGGAGGAUCCUUCAGACAAAGUUUGGGCGUCUGCUCCAACCAGACACUGGUGGUUCCGCUUCGUUACAACGAGUCCUACAGCCAACCGGUCUACAAGCCCUACCUGACCUUGUGUGCUGGGAGACGCAUAUGCAGCACCUACAGGACCACUUACCGUGUGGCCUGGAGGGAGGUGAGGCGGGAGGUACAGCAGACACAUGUAGUGUGCUGCCAGGGCUGGAAGAAGCCACAUCCAGGAGCUCUCACCUGUGAAGCCAUCUGCUCCAAGCCUUGUCUUAAUGGAGGUGUCUGCAUUGGACCGGACCAGUGCGAGUGCGCCCCAGGCUGGGGAGGGAAGCACUGUCGCGUGGACGUGGACGAAUGCAGGACCAGCCUUACCCUCUGUUCUCACGGCUGUCAGAACACCCUGGGCAGCUUCACGUGCAGCUGUCCGCACCCCCUGGUUCUGGGUCCGGACGGACACGCCUGUGCAGGGGGGCCUCUAGAAUCCUCAACAAGUGCCAGCAUCCUCAGCGUGGCAGUUCGGGAAGCGGAACGUGAGGAACGAACCCUGAGGUGGGAGGUUGCAGAGCUGCGUGGGCGCCUGGAGCGGCUGGAGCAGUGGGCCACACGGGCUGGGGCCUGGGUCCGAGCAGUGCUGCCCAUGCCGCCCGAAGAGCUGCAGCCGGAACAGGUGGCUGAGCUUUGGGGCCGGGGUGACAGGAUCGAGUCCCUCAGUGACCAGGUGCUGCUGCUUGAGGAAAAGCUGGGUGCCUGUGAGUCCCCCUGCUCCUCCUCCACAACUGAAGACAUAUGGUCAACUCAGCAUCUCCCUCCUGAACCCCUCCCACGGUCCUUACUCCCGGGACCCCAUUCCCCGGUACCCUUGCUUAGGGUUGGGUGACUGGCGGGGCCAUUCCCUCCUGACCACAGCUACCUUGCCUCUUUGCCAUGAACUAGGUGCCUGUGAGGACAACAGCCUGAACUAGGUGCCUGUGAGGACGACAGCCUGGGCCCAAGCCUCCAUGGUUGACAAGGAACUCACGCAGCAGCCUGGAUCCCUAAUUUACACAGAAACUGCCUGCUCUCUGGGAUUGGCAGACAGGGGUAUCGACCACGGAGGCACAAGGAGCCACAGAAAGCCCCCAGAUCUCUUUCUCUUUAUUCUCAGUUGCUUGCUGUUACCCAGAUAAUAAAAACCAACCACACAAAACUGGAUCCCACCCGUUCCUUCUGCCCCCAGCCUACCUCCUGGGUCUUAGGAAUGGGUCUGGAGUGGGAGGCAGGGGGAGUGGCCAAUGCCACUGGGGGGAAAUGAAAACUGGCUCAGAGAGGGAGGUACCUCAAAAGAAAGAGAAAUAAAUUAAGCGCCCUCCUCUCCCUCACCAGGCUCAGGUUCUUUUUCCCCUAAGGCCCCAGGGAGCAGAGAGCAGCUUCUAGGGUCCGCCUCUCCAGAAUUUGGUUAGAUGGUGCCAGGCCAGGACCCUGAAAACCUCUACCGAGAGGAUGGGGGAAGUAGAAAUUGGCAUCUGGAGUGUGCUCAGCCCCUGGCAUGGGCAGGGAUGAGACCUCUGAGUUAGAAGAGCCCAGCCCCACGGAGGGUGCCAGUGUUGAGGAGGUUCCCCAGGUGAGCCGGUGAGGCGUGUUCAGGUUCAGCUCCCAGCCAUAGGAUGAGGAGUCCUCACUAGCAAAUGGUCCCACUCAAUCUGUGGACUUGGGGUGAGGGAUGGAUUGUUCCACAGAACAGAUGAGUCCAUUGUCCAGUGUGGGGUGGGGAGGGAGAAAAGGCCACAAAGAGACCACUGGGGAAGGGAUGGGAUGGAAUGUCCCCCACCCUUGUAUCCGAUGAGCCACUUGAGAUGAGGGGAGGCAACUGUCCCACAAGACAAGAUGGCAGGUGGGGAUCGGAGUGGAGACUGUACCCACGCAGGAAAGUCCAUGGGUGGGCGGGGAAGGACAUGGAGUGAUGCUCUAUCCAUAAUCACUUCAGAACUUGAAGAUUCCAAAAGGAGAGUAGGGAGUGGGGACCCAGGAAGAGGGCCUGGCCCUGCUUCAGGCUCUGG